AUGAACACGCAUUUCGGACUGCAAGUCUCUUCAACUUCUGCACACUCUUUUCGUAAUCUCCGCACUCCUCGUCCAACCCUUCUUAACUCCGAGUUCCUUCAAGCCCACAGCCAGACUGUGCGGCAGCUCCGGCCAACUAUUGACGUCGCGCUGCUGGGGUACAUGAGAGUCGCGCAAAGGAAGGCCAUUGUUGCGCAACACGCCAGCCCCAUUUCACUCCCGCUGCGAUUGACUGUCCUAAGGAGCGUGCCUGGUUUUGCAGGUUUACCGUGA
This is a messenger RNA of Closterium sp. Yama58-4, 273 nucleotides long. Lineage: Eukaryota; Viridiplantae; Streptophyta; Zygnematophyceae; Desmidiales; Closteriaceae. The record is from the annotation of a GenBank genome assembly.